Molecule: messenger RNA, 930 nt
Organism: Clonostachys byssicola
Lineage: Eukaryota; Fungi; Ascomycota; Sordariomycetes; Hypocreales; Bionectriaceae
Source: the annotation of a GenBank genome assembly
AUGGUUCAAGAUAUCAAGACAGUCAUGGUACUCGGGGGCCUCGGAAACCUAGGCUCCUACCUAGUCCCAUCUCUCUUGAAUGCUGGUUUCAGUGUUUCAAUUCUAAGUCGGGGCUCGGCGGCCGCAUCUGCUCACGGAUUCGAAAACGUCCCGGUGGUGCACUCCGACUACACCUUUCCAUCUCUUGUCGAAGCCUUCACUGGGCAAAACGCAGUUAUCUCGACCAUUGCCACUGUCGCUACCAUGGACAUCAAUGACCAGAAAACAGUCAUCGAUGCCGCUGUCGCUGCAAAAGUCAAGAGAAUCCUUCCUAGUGAAUUUGGGAGUGACACUUCAGUAGAGGACCUGGAAAAGCACGCCCCGUUUCUUAAAGGCAGACAGGAGGUGGUUCAAUAUCUUCGAACCAAGGAGGCAGAAGGCCUUUCGUGGACCUCCCUAUGCACAGGAGCAUGGAUAGAUUGGAUGUUGGAAGAAGGCCGCGGCUUGCUUGGUUGGGACAUCGAAACGACUUCGGGCACACUAUUUGAUUCAGGCAACCAGAAAUUCACGGCAACAACUCUGAGUAAAGUGGCGGAAGCCAUUACCUCAGUCCUGGUGCAUGCAGAUGAAACUAAAAAUCAAUAUGUUCAAGUCGCUUCCUUCAACUUGACCCAGAACAUAGUGUGGGAAGCUCUGGAAAAGGUUUCUGGGAAAACCUUCUCGAUGAAGAGGAUGAGCACCGCGGAUUUGCAGUCGCGAGCAACAAAGCACUUAGCAAAUGGGGAUUUGGAUUCGGCUUAUUACGAGUUGGUCACUGCGGCUGUUUAUAGCGGCUCAGAAGUUAUUCAUUUUCCAGAGCGUGCCGCUCACUGGAACUCCGUUUUAGGCCUUGCCCAAGACGAGAGCCUGGAUGAGAUGGUUGAGCGAGUGUUCAGAAAGACAAUUGGUUGA